Molecule: messenger RNA, 818 nt
Organism: Lytechinus variegatus (green sea urchin)
Lineage: Eukaryota; Metazoa; Echinodermata; Echinoidea; Temnopleuroida; Toxopneustidae
Exons: 5
Coding region: 1-816 (271 amino acids)
Biological process (GO): biological process involved in interspecies interaction between organisms
Cellular component (GO): external side of plasma membrane
Molecular function (GO): carbohydrate binding
Source: RefSeq, a predicted model, not a curated record
AUGAUACCACCGUCACUCAGCUCGAAACUUCAGACCUGUUCGAAACCAAUCAACCUUUACAGAGAAGGGAAACUUCAACGCGUAGAUGAAGCCGCACUCACGACACAUAUUCCUGGAAGUUCUGCUAUGCCAACGGAAUCUGUGACAACUGAUAGGCCUACCACUGAGAUAUUAGGAGUGGAAGAUAGCACAGUAGCUCCGACAACCUCCUUACCAUUUACAGAAUCCGCACUCACGACACAUAUUCCUGGAAGUUCUGCUAUGCCAACGGAAUCUGUGACAACUGAUAAGCCUACCACUGAGGUAUUAGGAGUGGAAGAUACCACAGUAGCUCCGACAACUUCCUUACCAUUUACAGAAUAUUCUUACAACAACACUCAGUGUCAGCAAGGCUGGGACAUCUUUGGCCACAAGUGCUACAUGUACGUUUCAGUGGAUGAAAAUUGGAAAUGGCAUUCCGAUAAUUGUGAGAAUAAUUACAGCGCAACCAUGUUGGUGAUCGAAUCAAGAGAGGAAAAUGAUUUCAUCAGUCGUGCAUACGGCAAUAACAUGUGGGAUAUCUGGAUUGGAUGCUUCCAGCAAACGAAUUUAACGUAUUGGUUAUGUCCUAAAACUGGCGCGAAGUGGUUCGAAACGAGGGAUUCCAUCGACACAGGCUACUGGAACUGGGCACCGGGCGAACCGAAUGAAGAUAGUGGCCCAACGAAGGCGUGUCUUCGUGUGUACUUCAGAGAGGACUCAUAUUUCAGUCAAUGGAGAGAUCGAGACUGUGAAACGUUCUCCUACAGAUCUGUUUGUCAGAAGGAUCUUGAAUAGAU